AUGAGCUCCCUGAGCGACGACGACAUCGAGAAGCUCUUCUCGGGCGCGCCACAGUACUUUGCCCGUAGCGAGAGCCACUUCCACGGCGCACCCCAUCCCAGCGUCGCCUUCCCCUUUGAUGAGGAGCUCGAGAUUAGGGACUUGACGGAUCACGUCCCCAUCGCGGACAGGGCUUGGAGCGGCCUCACCGCCUGGCCCCAUCUCUCGAGGGACAUCAACCGCGAUGCCGCCGCCAAGACGCAGGCCGAGGAGCGGCACAAAGCCCACUUCCACAUCCGCUGUCGAGAGCGGCCCAACAUGCUCAGCAUGCAGGGGCUCGAAAAGGGCACCAUGGGCUACCAGGCUGCCCUAGAGCUCUCGACGGCCGACUCGCUCGAGGAGGAGCAGUUUGGCUUCCAGAGCGUCGGCACAAAGGCCCGCGUCAUUGUCGACGCUCGUGAGCGCAUCUUGUCCAGUCACGGCUGGCUGCGCCGCCUGCCCGAGUCGGAGCUUCUCGAAAGACUGCGGCGAAACGGGGAGCUGUACCGGAGCAAUGAUCUGCGUGCCCGCCCCUCAACCGACACGUACCAGGAUCUCUUCCACACCCUGAUGAGGCCCUACAGCACGGCCAUAGACAAGACGGACCAGUAUGGGCUUCCUAAUCAAAUUGUCGCACUCCUCAAGUGCCUCGGCACCGCCAAUGUUUGGAUCGACCUUGGCCGCGUCGAGUGGCGCAUCCGGCUUGGGCAGGUCUUGUGGGGAGACGAGGCCGACGAUGAGCUUGACGAUGCUACCGCCAUCCACGAUGCCGACAACGCCAGCGAGCGUGCCGAGGAAAAGUACUGGCUGUUCAUGCAGAUCUUGGUGGCGACGGAGCUGCUCCUCCGCCUGGAUGCCAUCACAGAGGGCGUCGAGGGCCGGCAUGGUCAGCGCCAAGUCGAUGGGCUCAUACGCUUUGCGACGAACCUGAUGUGGCCCGGCAUCGACAGGUAUGAGGCCAGGAUAUCGGAAAACGCCCGCCAUGCGGUUGACGACGGGCCCACGCGUCGCCCGCGCUCGACUUCCACCACGGCCAAGCAGGCCGCCUACCCUGGGGCGUGGGAUCUCGCGUGCCGUCACGGCGAAAACAAGCAGAGUGCGCAGACCCAAAGACGGAAGCUGGCGGCCGCACUGCACGAAUCGGGAUGGCUCACAAAAUCUUACGUCUACGGGUUGGCCAUCCCGGGCGAAGCCAUGUGCCACUACCUCAUGGCGACACUUCUGGAGAACGAUGACGAGGCUCUGGCCAAGCUGGGGCCGUGUGCCAACUUGUCUGGGGGAUUCGUGUACGCUGGCAAGAGCUUCUGGAGCACAGCCUGCAUUGUCGGCCGAGUGCUUGCGGCCGGUGAGGGAGCCGCCGAGUGCAUGGGGUGGAUAUCGACCGACAUUGUCCCUCGGGGGAUGAGUGAUGGGUGGCUCGGCAUCGAGGUGCAAGACGUUGCUGAUGACGUUGCUCAAUUAGGGAAGAAAGCCAGGCUAUGGGGUAAGAGGAAGCUCGAGCGCGAGUCGUCCAUCCUUGGCGGCGCAAAGGAGGACUCGGUCCUCCCGGCCGACUUCAUCAUCCCCCACGAGAACGCUUACUCGACGUGGCCUCCGGGCCUCGUCAUCAAGUUGCUGUCUCUAGAACUCUCGUCGCCGGCGGAAUCCGUGCCUGCCACGCCUCUCAGCGAAAUCGUCGCGACGCCGGUUGCCGAGACUUGUGGCGGGGCCCCCGAGAUACUGUCCUAUCCGGCGAGCGCCAAGUUCCUGGUGUCGGUGGAUGGCGGGAGCGAGGAGGAGCGGACGUAUCGCUUGGCCUACGACAUAAGCUUUGUCACGGCGCAUCCCUGCGCGCCAUCGCACCGCGUCAGGAUGCUCAAGUCGCCGUACAGCCCGACUGUGCAGAAGAUUGAUGUCUGGGGAUCGGACUCGCUGGGCAAGGGCUCGCGCUCUGCGUACAUGACGGGCCACCCGCUGCACAAGUAUUUCAAGUACUCGGUCAUCCACCUGUCGGAGCUGAUUCAGAAGCCGCGGGCGACGCUGGCCGAGUUCCUGGCCGACGCGUGCCUCGGCAAGGCGCCUAACAGCCGGGUGCUGGUCGUCGACUGCAUCACCAACCUGGGAGGCGGCGAGGCACCGCAGUCACCGGCGCUGGAGCGCGUGAGCUCAUGGCCGCCGGAGUCGUCGGUGGCGGAGCGCAAGGGCAGCUUCUCGGCGACGGCGCAGAUGUAUCUCGAGUCGCAGACGCGGCAGUUUGGGUCCGACAUGGAGGUGCUGUACAUAACUUACUACCUAAGCCACUUUCAGCUGAGCAAGCAACAAAUCAACCACAGCUUCAUCCUUGGUUGCCACGCAGUCCCCACGACGGUCGAGCAGAGCAGCAAAACCAUGGCGCCCGGCAAGGACAUGCGGCGGCCCGACCUGAUCAUCCCGUAUCAGGAGCCGACGGCCUCAAGCGACAAGGCCGACUUUUCGUCUACGAUAUCCUCGACGAUGCCCAUGGCUGCCAUGUUUACGCGAAACAAAUACGUUGGAUGGGCUGCCGUCGUCUUCUCGAUCCAGGCCUGGCUCGGUGAGGGCGAGGACGCCCGGAAAGCGUCGAGCACGCCGAGCUACUUUUCGGUGCUCAUGUCGGUCAUGGCCCUCGGGGUCACGUAUAUGCCGCUCUUUCUGCCGCAGCAGACGGGACUGGCUGGGACCAGCACCGAGGCGCCUGCGCCGGCUCCUCCUCCGCAGUGA
This is a messenger RNA of Hirsutella rhossiliensis, 2736 nucleotides long. RefSeq lists its product as uncharacterized. Bases 1 to 2736 code for a protein of 911 amino acids. Gene Ontology annotation, cellular component: endoplasmic reticulum membrane. Gene Ontology annotation, biological process: protein insertion into ER membrane. The transcript is spliced from 8 exons. The record is from RefSeq and is a predicted model, not a curated record. NCBI's taxonomy places the organism in Eukaryota, Fungi, Ascomycota, Sordariomycetes, Hypocreales, Ophiocordycipitaceae. Gene Ontology annotation, molecular function: protein folding chaperone.